AUGACACUCGACAAGGGUACAUUGAACGUUAUUCAGCUCUCAAUAUCAUUUAUGCUCCAAUUUUUCGCCUAUAUGUCUCAAGAAUUCAUUCAAGAGCCGCUCAUCGAGAGCGAAUCGCGCAACGGCGCCAACAUCGACAAACACGCCGGCUACAACAGCUUCGCGAUCCUCUACUUCUUCUUCACAAUCUCGUGUCUCAUCGUGACGCCGCUCGUCGAGAAGCUCACCGCGAAAUGGUCGAUCGCGUUCGGCCUUCUCGCCUACAUCGUCUUCCAGAUCGGCUUCAUCCAUCUCAACGUCUACUAUCUCUACAUCACCAGCGCGUUUUUGGGUGUCGGCGGCGCGUUUUUGUGGAUCGCUCAGGGCAAAUAUUUGACGGAGAAUUGCACCGGCAAAACCAUCGAGCGCAACACCGCAAUGAUGUGGGUGAUAUUCAAAUUGUCAUUGCUUGCCGGCGGCGUUUUCCUCUAUUUCAUGUUUCGCCAUCAGACGCUUAGCGAUGUCGUCGAGAAUCGAAUGAUCGUCUACCUCUGCCUGAUAUUCGCCUCGAUUUCGACUGUCGCCGCAAUCAACAUCAUGCUUCUUCCGGCGCCCGCAUAUCCGCCCGAGAAACGCCAACGCGAGACGAUCGCGCAGACACUGAAAUCGACAUUCAAAAUAAUGGCGACGAUGAGGAUGUCGCUGUUGGCGGUGUUGUUCGUCUACGCGGGCUUCUCGCGGUCGUUCUGGAUUGCCAUCUAUCCGACGUGCAUCAAAUUCACGACGCGUCUCGGCGAGAACACGACGAAGCUGUUGGCGUUGAGCGGCAUUGCGACCGGCGUCGGCCAAACCGCCGCCGGUGUGCUCUUCUCGAUCAUCGGCAAACACGCGCGCGUCGUCGGCAAAGACAUCAUUGUGCUUUUCGCGUCGGUGCUUCACGUCGCCGUCUUCGUUUUGAUCUACCUCCAUUUUCCCGACGAGGCGCCGCUUCAUCCGACCGAAUCGCGCGGCAUUCUUGAGCCGAACGUUGAGAUAUCGCUGAUUUGCUCGGCGCUUCUUGGAUUCGGCGACGCCAUUGUUCAAACGCAAAUCUAUUCGUAUCUCGUUGAUGGGUAUUCGAGUGAAAGCUCGCACGCAUUUGCGCUCUUUAAGUUUUAUAGUGGCGCUUCGUCAACAAUUGCAUUCUAUUUGUCGCAAUUCUUCACACUUCCAAUGCAUUUGAUUCUCUACACAAUUUGCGCAAUUAUGUCGUCAAUUAGCGCGAUUAUUGCCCAACGAUGCUAUUUCUACAAAUUUCGGCAUUUCUAUCAAGACAAGGUGAAGCCAGACGCGAUUCACAUCGAAAUUUCCGAAAAUGGUUCGGUCAUCAAAAAAUAA
Caenorhabditis bovis is the source of this 1356-nucleotide messenger RNA. NCBI's taxonomy places the organism in Eukaryota, Metazoa, Nematoda, Chromadorea, Rhabditida, Rhabditidae. The record is from the annotation of a GenBank genome assembly.